Centruroides sculpturatus (bark scorpion) is the source of this 2485-nucleotide messenger RNA. RefSeq lists its product as uncharacterized. Bases 388 to 1671 code for a protein of 427 amino acids. Gene Ontology annotation, biological process: neurogenesis. NCBI's taxonomy places the organism in Eukaryota, Metazoa, Arthropoda, Arachnida, Scorpiones, Buthidae. The transcript is spliced from 3 exons. Gene Ontology annotation, cellular component: cytosol. The record is from RefSeq and is a predicted model, not a curated record.
AUGAAACUACUGCACCACGAUUACACCACUGGCCCCAUUGACAACAACGUAAACUAUAAAGCUGUUAACUGAUUGCGAAGUGACUUCAACAUCAUGCUGUUACUCGUAAGCACAUAAUGGUCCACUUAGUUAUAUGCUAAUUUCUUAGAUACGUAUAUACGUGAGAUCACAAUAAAUACACAUAUAAAGCCAGUUUUAAUGUUGGUUAUACAGAAUAUACAAGUAAUGCAAUUAAAAAAUUAGGUGUUCCUCCGGAGAGGCGGUGACGUCAAAGUCAUGUGGCAUCUGCAGCCAAUUACCGCGAUGAUUUCUUUCUACUUCUAAGGGCGUGUUGCCUCCGUUCUUCGUCGUCAUACUCGAGAGUUCAGGCGAAAACGAGCCGAAGAAAUGGCGGUCCCAGAGGUGCAGAGUCGGAUUUCUUCGAGUAAGAUACGAAUUCAAAACAAAGAAAACGAAGAAAUUAUUAUAUCAGAAGCUCAGUUAAAUAAAGUAUUGAACAGGCAAUUGAAGCAUCACAUCAUAUAUUUUGAAAAUUCGAAAGUACUGUUGAUGCCUUAUCCAAUCCAGAUCAUCAGACAAUUCGUUACUUAUUUACAGACGGACGAUCCCGAAUUGACCUGUUUUACACACGCUUUCCAUCUGUAUCAUCUGAGUUCAAGAUACGAGUUAGAAAAUUUAAGAAACAAAUGCAAAUCUUUUAUCAUCCAAGAAAUGAAUCUGCAUAAUGUCUGUUCAAUUCACGAUUUUGCACGUAAGAUCGGUGAUCUGCUCAUAACUUAUUAUUGCUGGCAAGUUUUCGACGAACACGGAGAAAGACUAUUUACAACAAUCGACUUUAAGUGCUGUAAAAUUGCAACAAUUGAUAGACUGUUAUCUCGAGCGAUAUACGAAUCAGUCAGUGAAUUGCUUUUACUCGGAGCCGUGUAUCAGUGGAGCAUAGAAGAAGUUAAAAGAAAAUUGGGGGCACACAACUUCCAUUCGAUGAGAAAAGGAUCGAAAAGAAAUGCAAUAAGAAAUGUCAUGAAGCCAUUUAUUGGAAAAGUCAGAUUUCUUGCCAUGAAUGAAGACGAAUUGCAAUCUUGUGUUUUUACAAUGAACUUGUUAAGCGAAGUAGAGAAGAGUCAUAUCUGGCAUGCUUUUAAGACUGGUAAUUACUCCUUUUAUCCCAGUUACUUCAGUCGAGAAACAAAAACCAGAAGCAGAAUAAAUUAUUUUAGCUUGUUCUUGUACAUCAAUCGUGGAGAUCCGUUUAUGGUCGCAAACAGAGAGAUGAAAGAUUACAUAUAUUUUAGCAGCGAAGUAGUUGUGAGAGAAGAUUGUUACGUCACGACUCUUCGAUUUCCGUUGAAGCUUGGCGAGAGUUUUCCAAUGUACGUAUACGCGUAUAUUAACUCUUUGGACAACGGACAGUUUUCAUUUGACACUGUUUGCAAUUCAGAGGGAGUAGCAUAUCUGGAAACAUAUUUUUAUCUAGAAAAAUCUUGGUCAAUUCGUUUAUUUGCUUUCUUUUACCGCGCUGAAAAUGUCCAACCCGAUAUCGAGUUUUCACCUGAACUGAGUUACUUUGUGAGCGACGAAGGAACAGAUGCAAGGAAAUUUGAAGACAAAUUUCUAACCUGUGACAGAAUCCUUGUGAAUAAUAUUUACUUUUCAGUUGAUUUAUAUUUUUGAAGUCAAAAGUUUCACUGGAAAAAAUCGAAAUUUAAACGAGAAUAUAAUGUAAUGUUAAAUUCGAAUAUAAUUAUUUCUUAUUGUAUCACUGUAUAAUUUCUGCAAAAUGUGUGUACCUGAAUUUAUUGUGUUUACAGAAAACGAAAUUUAAAUCUAAAGUGUUUAUUAAUGUAAUUUUUUUUCCUGAAAUGUAAAUUGUCAUUAGUCGAGUUGUUUAUAUUUCAAAAUUUAGUAUUUGCAAAUAUAUCACCAUCAAGAACGUUUAUAAUUGUCAGAAUUUGAAUGAUAAUUACGUGCGUGAUUUUCAUUUUUUGUUGCAGUAGAUGUUCGAGAAAAAAAUAUAAUUACAAUCAUACAGCAUUAUUCCUUUCUUUUUUCAUGUUAAUAACGAUAGAAAUCAGAAGUGUUAAAACUAAAAUUUUGUCUAGAUGUAUGAGCUAAUCGAUAUCCACGUUUGAAUUUUAUUAUUUACAGUAUUGUUCUUUGUAUUUGUUGUAUAAAAUGUGAUGUUUUUUCCUAUUCUUUUCAUCUACCACUCUUUGCGUAAAUUUAAUUGGUUCAAAUUUGAUUUUUUGAAGUGAAUGUGUCCGGAACUUUUACCUGGUUACUGACAUUUUCCGUUGAAAGAACAGUGCGUUUAGAAAGAGUUGAUUGCAGAAUUUCUACAGCAGCAGUUUGCAUAAAAGAUCACUAUUCAAAAGAAGCUUUACAAGGUGUAGUUUUAAUACUACGGGAUUACACUUUGGUAGUUUUGUUAGCGGUACUGUACUUAUUUUUAAUACUAAACAAUGAAACAUUGAAGACCAUUCAGAAA